AUGAAGCAAAUGUGUUCGGUGCAGCUGCAUGAAGACGAAAGGCCAACAGUGCGCCACAAGUGGUUUCUAUGGGUGUACGAAGAAAGAGGCAAAGUCUUGCCUCUGCUGAUUGGGAGCAGAAUGCCUUGGUAUGCCUGGUUCCUCUUCUGCCAAGCUUCCGAGGCUCUGGCGCAUUCCGGUCAUCCAGUGCUCCAAAGAAGGUCUUUCUCGACAGGGCCUGCGACAGGGCCUGCCAUGAUGGCCCUCACUGGUGCCGCUUCGGCAUGUGCACUGGGUCUUAGAGGAGUGCGAGGCAAGCAGGUGGCUCUGAGAGCACGGGGUGGUGAUCAGGACUACUACGAGGUGCUGGGGGUGAGCAAGAACUGUUCGGAAAGGGACCUCAAGACUGCCUUCCGCAAGCUCGCACGACAGUGGCACCCGGACGUGAAUAAGGAGCCUGGUGCGCAAGAGAAGUUCCAAAGCAUAGCGAAAGCCUACGAGGUUUUGUCUGACCCACAAAAGAGACAGAUGUACGACCAGUUCGGAGAAGCAGGCGUCAACGGAAUGGGCGGAGCUGGCGGCAUGGGUGGCAUGGGCGGCAUGGGUCUCGAGGAGCUCUUAAGUCAAAUGUUUGGUGGAAUGGGCGGCAUGGGCGGCAUGGGCGGCAUGGGAGGUAUGGGAGGCCGACGCCAGCGACAGUCAGGACCGCAGAAAGGUGCAGACCUGCAACUGGAGGUGACAAUCCCCUUCCUGACCGCUUGCUUUGGUGGCGAGCAGAAAGUGGACAUCAGACGCGAGGAGUCGUGCGGCACCUGCAGUGGCACUGGCGUCAAGCCGGGUGUAGGACAGACUCAGUGUCGUCAAUGCGGUGGGACGGGCUCUGUGCUGCAAGUCAUGCAAACACCAUUCGGGGUCAUGCAGACACAGCAGGUUUGCCCGGCGUGCAAUGGUUCUGGAAUCGAUCCUUCCGCUGUAUGCAGCACCUGUUCGGGCAAGGGCACAGUACCGAACAGGCAAGAAGUCACCGUCAAGGUGCCAGCAGGUUGCAAUACUGGCAACCAGCUUCGGCUUAGAGGUGAAGGUGACAAAGGAUCCAAGAAGGGUCCCGCUGGAGAUCUUUAUAUUGGAGUGAAGGUCGAGAACUCCAGCGAUUUUCAGCGCGAAGACUUUGAUAUUUAUACCGAGAGCUCCGUGGGUGUGUUCGAUGCCAUUCUUGGGACCUCCAUCAAGGUGAAGACCAUUGAUGGGGACGCAGAAAUCAAAGUGCCGAAAGGUACGCAGCCUGAGACGCGUCUUCGAAUCAGAGGCCGAGGUGUGCCAAAGCUCGGCAAACCUCAGGAGCGUGGUGAUCACUACAUCACCGUGAAGGUGAACAUUCCCAGGAACUUGUCUUCAGAUGAGGAGGAGAAGGUCACGGAGCUCCGCAACGGCGCGAAACAGUAG
Molecule: messenger RNA, 1422 nt
Organism: Symbiodinium natans
Lineage: Eukaryota; Dinophyceae; Suessiales; Symbiodiniaceae
Source: the annotation of a GenBank genome assembly